Lottia gigantea (owl limpet) is the source of this 1224-nucleotide messenger RNA. RefSeq lists its product as hypothetical. Gene Ontology annotation, molecular function: phosphatidylinositol-4,5-bisphosphate binding; actin filament binding. Gene Ontology annotation, cellular component: actin cytoskeleton; cytoplasm. Lineage: Eukaryota; Metazoa; Mollusca; Gastropoda; Lottiidae. Gene Ontology annotation, biological process: actin filament severing; barbed-end actin filament capping; actin polymerization or depolymerization. The record is from RefSeq and is a predicted model, not a curated record. The coding region runs from base 214 to 1224 and encodes 336 amino acids. The transcript has 12 exons.
UUUGUUACCAAGAAGAGUUACCCCUCAAAAACUCCUGUCACUAGAGUUGUAGAAGGGGGUGAACCUGUAGAAUUUAAAUGUUUAUUCCGAGACUGGCCCCAACCACCACCCCCAGGAAAAGUUUAUACUAACAGUAAAAUUGCUAAAACAAUCCAGACAAAGUUUGAUGCCACCACAUUACAUAAUAAUCAUGCAUUAGCUGCUGAAACUCAGAUGGUGGAUGAUGGAUCUGGAGAAGUUGAGGUGUGGAGAGUACAAGAUUUUGAUCUGGUAGCAGUUGAUAAAGUUAAGAAUGAACAAUUAUCUUAUAUAUUUCUGGCUGGUAAGUUAGGAAUAAACAAUUAUCUUAUAUAUUUCUGGCUGGGAGCAAAGUCAAGUGCAGAUGAACAAGGUACAGCAGCUUUAAAAGCUGUAGAAAAAGAUGAUGAACUAGGUGGUGCAGCUGUUCAGAUUCGUGUUGUUCAGAAUAAAGAACCACCACACUUUAUGUCAAUGUUUGAUGGCAAGAUGGUAGUUUUCUCUGGUGGUAAAGCUGGUUGGAGUGGAGGAAAUAAUAAUGAUGGACCAGGUGAUAAAUAUAUGUUACAAGUUCGUGGUAUGUCUAAACUUAACUCUAAAGCUGUCCAAGUGGAACUUCGUGCUGCCUCUUUGAAUUCUAAUGAUGUAUUUGUUAUCUUCACUAAAACAGCUGUUUAUAUCUGGGCUGGAAAGGGCUGUACAGGAGAUGAAAGAGAAAUGGCUAAAUUAGUAGCCAGUAGAUCACCCAGACAAGCAACAAUGGUGUUUGAGGGUCAAGAGAAAGAUGAUUUUUGGAAGGUAUUGGGAGGUAAAGAAGAAUAUGCCCAUGAUAAACGAUUAGCAGCAGAAGAUAGUACUCAUCCACCAAGAUUAUUUCAACUAUCUAACGCUUCAGGUAAAUUUACCUGUGUAGCAAUACCAGAUUUUGUUCAGAGUGAUUUAGUAGUAGAAGAUGUUAUGUUAUUAGAUGCCUGGGAUACUAUCUAUGUAUGGAUUGGUAAUGAGGCCAAUAAACAAGAGAAGGAUGAAGCCACAAGAGUUGCAAUUGAAUAUUUAAAGACAGAUCCUUCAGGUCGUGAUGAAGAUACACCAAUAUUAAAAAUAAAACAAGGUUUUGAACCUCCAUCAUUUACUGGUUUCUUUGGUGUAUGGGAUCGAGAAUUGUGGAGUGUAAGCCAUUUUUAUUUAAAAUCAUUACUGUCCUAG